Messenger RNA from Cladophialophora bantiana CBS 173.52, 900 nucleotides. RefSeq lists its product as uncharacterized. Gene Ontology annotation, molecular function: transmembrane transporter activity. NCBI's taxonomy places the organism in Eukaryota, Fungi, Ascomycota, Eurotiomycetes, Chaetothyriales, Herpotrichiellaceae. Bases 1 to 900 code for a protein of 299 amino acids. Gene Ontology annotation, biological process: transmembrane transport. The transcript has 2 exons. The record is from RefSeq and is a predicted model, not a curated record.
AUGACUUCCCAUGAAGCGUCUGACAGCAACGCGCACAAGAACGAAAUUACCUUAGACGCAACGACGCAAGAAGAUGAAGACAAUGGCACGGUCCAUGCCCGAGCAGAUGUUGAGAUAUUAGACAAACAAUCUAAGGCCCGAAGUGGGAUCACCACCACCAUUGAACGGACCCCAACAAAUGACCGACCAUAUUCAUCAUUCACAACUCGACAAAAGGCCACUCCACAAGACGGGACAGAGAAGGAGAAGGCCAAUAUCCGAAAGCGCAAAUGGGACGUCCUUGCCUCCCCAACCAUUGUCAGUGAUCCAGAGACUGCAAUCUUGCUCUUGUACAUGGGUAUCAUCUACACAGGCUUCUACGCCAUCUCCGCCAGUCUCACGGUACAAUUCCACAAUAUCUACGGCCUGAGCAGUACGCUGCAAGGAUUUCUCUUCAUCCCUCAGGUUGUAGGGACCAUCUUGGCAACGAUAACUAAUACGAGGAUUCUCGAUGGAAAUUUCAGGAGACAUGCACUCAAAGCUGGAUUGGAAGUUGACCGCAAGAGACAAGGCGAUUUGACCAAGAUGCCGAUCGAGCGAGCCAGAUUGGAGAUCGGAAUGCCCUUCUUCGCCUUCGGGGGCCAUUUUCACCAUCGUCUAUGGAUGGCUUUUGGAACGGCCAGGUAUACCACGAUGGUCGGGUUCAAUACCCUCAGCGUCCUGGUCAUUAACCUACACCGGAAAAGGGCCGCGACGGCCAGCGCUGCGUCGAAUCUUGUCCGGUGCCUCUUGGGUGCGGGCGCGAGCGCAGCGACGAAUCCAAUGAUUGAGGCGAUGAGAAACGGCUGGACUCUCACGUUGGUUGGGUUAGUCGAGUUGGCUACACUGCCGCUGUUGGUGGUGAUGAUCAAAGUCGGUUGA